Lucilia cuprina (Australian sheep blowfly) is the source of this 2757-nucleotide messenger RNA. RefSeq lists its product as uncharacterized. The transcript is spliced from 8 exons. Bases 41 to 2602 code for a protein of 853 amino acids. Lineage: Eukaryota; Metazoa; Arthropoda; Insecta; Diptera; Calliphoridae. The record is from RefSeq and is a predicted model, not a curated record.
ACGGUCAUUAAACAAAGUUAGUUAGAAAUUUUACGAAAUAAUGACGAAAACCAUACACCUGCCACAGUGGUUAAAUGCGGAACUUUUUCUAAGUGUGUUGGAAAAACAUGUUGUAAAUUUUGAAAAAAUACAAAACUUUUCAGCUAAACCAGCAUUUGCGGCAGGAGAAAAUUAUUUAUCCACCUUAUGGUCCAUAGAAAUUGAGGCUGCACUGAAAGAUGGUUCCCUCAAAACUCUGAAAUAUAUGUUAAAAGUACCACCAGAGUCACCGCAAGCUAUGGCUAUAGUUACUAUGCUAAACUCUUUCAAACGUGAACUGAUAGCCUAUUAUGAACUUUUGCCUGCUUUUGAAGAAUUGUAUAAGAAACAGGAUCACAAAAUACAUAUUGCACCAAAAGCUUUUAAAUUCGAUAAAGAUUUAGGCAUGGAUGUCAUUUUAAUGGAGGAUAUACGUGUAAAUGGUUUUAAAACUAUGAAUCGUUUAGAGGGUCUCGAUAUGGAACACACAAAAAACGCCUUACAAAAACUAGCACAAUUUCAUGCUGCCUCCGCUGCUUAUAUAGCAGAAAAGGGCAGUUUACCAGAUCUACUAAUGAAACCAAUGAUCAAUCAGGAAAUGCUAAAAAUGUUGACCCAGUCCCAGAAGCCACAAGAAGCUAAAUUAUUGGGAAAUUUACAUCUUUAUAAAGCAGAACAUUUGAGAGAGAAAAUCAUCAAUUAUCAAUCUAAAUAUAUUGAGCAAAUUUAUGAGAGUGAUAAUGCGAGUACGCAAAACCCAGAUGGUUUUUAUAUAUUUAGUCAUGGUGAUUGUUGGUCCAACAAUAUAAUGUUUCUACACGAUGAUAAGGAUCAUAUAAGUGAAACAUUAUUUGUGGAUUUUCAAGCUGGUCGUUGUGUUACUCCAGCUUUGGAUUUACAAUAUUUUUUGCUAUCAUGUCCUUGUUUGGAUAUAAAAAUUAAAUAUUUUGAUCAUUUUGUUCAACAUUAUCAUCAAGAAUUAGUAAAACAUUUAAAGAUAUUAAACUAUACAAAAUCUGUGCCAUCUUUAACUGAAGUUCAUAAGUGGAUGUACAAAACUAGUUAUAUGGGUUAUACUGUUAUAUUAAAAUCUUUACCCGUUUUCCUAUUGGAUCCCACUACGACAAAUGAUAUUUCUAUGGAUAAUAUGAUGGGUGAUAAAUCGAGUGGUAGCGAUAUGCAACAAGCUAUGUAUACAAAUGAACGUUAUGCCAAACAUUUGCAACAAAUUUUACCUUGGAUGGAAAAUCGCGGUUAUUUUGAGGAGUAUAUGAUUAAAAAUGGACUUGGAACUGUACAGUAUUAUUUGAAAACGCUUAAUAGAAUGACUACAAAUAAUGAGGAAGUAAUAGAAAAUACUGGUUUUAAAGAUAUACCGCCCUGGCUAAAUGAAAAACUAUUUGAAGAAUUUUUGGAAAACGAUUUUCCAAAUUAUCGUAAAAUAAAAGAUUUUACUGUUAGACCGGCUGUUAAAACUGGAGAAAAUUAUAUGACUGUUGUGCUGAGAAUAGCACUUAAUGUAGAACUAUAUAAUGGAACUGCAACAACAACCUCAUAUAUGGUAAAAAUAAAACCCAUACCGGAAAAGCUACAAUUCAUGAUUAAAGAAUGGAAACUCUUCGAUAAAGAACGCAUUACUUAUAUGAAAUAUCUGCGAAUAUUUGAGAAUUACUAUCAAAAUGCUGGUUGUAAGAUAAAAUUAGCUCCUCGUUUACUCGAUCCUACUAAGUGUAAUAUUAAUGAUGACGAUGUUCUUAUACUAGAAGAUUUAAGACUAAAAGGUUUUAAGAAUUUUAAUCGACAUUUGGGUUUGGAUUUGCUACAUACUAAAGCGGUGUUGAAAAAAUUAGCACAAUUGCAUGCUGCUUCGGAUAAUUAUUUUAUAGAGAAUGGUCCCUUGUCGACAAUAUAUGAUAAAUCUCUUUCCAGUGAUCUUGAUUUGUUUGAAGAUCAUCGCAAAAAGUUAGGCGAGUUAUUUCGUGAAAAUUUAGAUUUAUAUGGAAAUUUUAAAUAUUUAGAAGAGAAAUUGAAAAUCUUCUUUGAGACAAAACCAGAUCCAUUUCAAUUACAAUCUGAUUGGAAAACCAACAACUUUAACGUUCUCAAUCAUGGUGAUUGUUGGACCAACAAUAUUAUGUUUCAAUAUGAUGAUAAUGAUCAGCUAAAUGAAACAUUAUUUGUGGAUUUUCAAAUGAGCCGCUUUGGUACUCCAGCCCAAGAUCUUUAUUAUUUACUGUUGUCAUCAACAAAUUUAGAGGUAAAAUUAAAAUAUUUCGAUUAUUUUAUUUACUAUUAUCAUCAGCAAUUGGUGGAACAUUUAAAAUUGUUAAACUAUAAGGGAAAAAUACCCACUCUUAAAGAGAUUCAUAUGGAGCUGCUAAAGCAUGAUUAUUGGGCUUAUCCUACCAUUAAUCACUUGAUGGUAAUACUACUUUGUGAAUCACGUCAUGAUGCCAAUGUUGAUAAUUUGAUUAACGAGGAUAAUGAAGAAUUUAAAAGAUCAAUGUAUAAAAAUGAUUUGUAUGUAAAACAUAUGAAUAUAUUAAUACCAUGGUUAGAUAAUAGAGGAGCUUUUGAUGUAUAGGAAAGAUAAUGUAAAGAUGUAAUAUUCAUAUAUGUAUUAUAGUGUCAAGUAAAACAAUAUUUUGCUGCAACAACAGAAAAAUAAAACAAGUGAGAGUACUAUGUUCGGAUGUGCCGAAUCUUUAAUACCCUCUACCAGCAAGCUUCUUUUUAUUU